AUGUUCCGAAUUAUCAUGCCCAGUAAUGGAGGCAUCACAAAGGCGAAAGAGGGAAUGAUAGUUCUGAGAGUAGCCCAUAGAGGCGAAGAGUACUUCACAACGCUUGCCAUUCGGCCUGUAAUGUCCAAAGAAACUGAAGCUGAACGCAUGUAUGUGUACUUAUGCUUCGCCAAGAUCGAGGCAAGGACGUGGAGACAAGUUUUACCGACCAUAUCAGGUCCUGCUUGCCGUUCUAUGAUCUUAUGCAGAAUCACAUCAAAGCAGGCACUGGACGACGCCAACAGCCGUUUCUUUCAAUGA
Messenger RNA from Ostertagia ostertagi, 300 nucleotides. The record is from the annotation of a GenBank genome assembly. NCBI's taxonomy places the organism in Eukaryota, Metazoa, Nematoda, Chromadorea, Rhabditida, Trichostrongylidae.